Messenger RNA from Trichomycterus rosablanca, 2826 nucleotides. Its product is annotated as cardiomyopathy-associated protein 5. Gene Ontology annotation, cellular component: cytoplasm. Lineage: Eukaryota; Metazoa; Chordata; Actinopteri; Siluriformes; Trichomycteridae. The record is from RefSeq and is a predicted model, not a curated record. The transcript is spliced from 2 exons. The coding region runs from base 62 to 2278 and encodes 738 amino acids.
CCUCGCCACUCGUCGAUCUCCCGGCGGCUCUUUAGAUUAAUGAUAGAAAACAAGCAACAAAAUGGACAUAAUGGAUAAAAUGGACCUGGAUAACCAGAUGACUGUAUUGGAAGGUGCACUGAUGGAAGAAGAAGCUCAGAAUAUAAAUGAUGAAGUGGAGGAUUUGAGUAACAGUCUGAGAGAGGUAGUCCAAGAUGAAGCCGUGAAACCCAAACUGCACUGUCUGAUGAUGGAUCAAGCCUUUUCGAUGGUAACUCUGCAAAGCGAGGACAGCGGGAUCCACUGGGAGACUGUGUCCAGCCGUUGCUCCACACCCUGGGCUUCAGAAGUUGGUUCUACUGCCCCAGAAGUCUGUAACAAUCUGGUUCCAAAAUGUACAACUUCAGGUGCAGAAACGGCAGGCAAUAUUAUCUUUAUAAUGGACGAUGAUCAAGUUAUCAGGAAAAAAAAGGAAAAGCCAAAUAAAAAAGCUGAGUUCAAGAAAUCAGAUAAAGAGCCGGUGGAACCAGACAGGCCUGCAAUGGUGGAGGUCUCCAUUCCCAAUGUCAUGACUGAGAAGGACAGCACAGUCGAAGAUCCAAAAGAAGACAAAAAUCAGCAGUUGUUCUGCCUCGUCUCGGAGGGAUCAGAGAUUCUAAAUAUCGUUGUACCACCUAAGGUUUCUACUGUGGAUGAGGAAGAGAGUCAAGGACUGGUGGAUAACUUGUCCUACCUAGAAGAGACACCUGUUAUAAAGGCUUAUGAGUUUAUUGAUGAAACUGAGGCAUCUUGGGAGACUCAAACAGGAAACCUGGCAGACCUUCAAGUCACCAUCCAAGCAGUACCAGAACAAUCUGAUGUGCUGCCAUCAAUAAAGCCAGCGUUACGAGAACCCACUAAUGAUGAUUACUUUGAGAAGUUUACUCUGCUGGACCAACAGGCACCAGCUCCGGCAGAGGUUUCUACAACAGAAGCUGAACUUGAGACAGGGACUACAUCAAGGCAAGACGAAACUGAGACUAAAGACACAAACACUGAUGCAAAAUUACUUCAAGAAGUUACAUAUGACUCUGGGUCCAUAAGUGAGCUGGAGAUCACAAGUGAACAUGAACAUGUGGAUGAGAUAUUUUAUGGUGGAAGAAGUGAUAUAGACAAUCAACCCCCAACAAGGACUGGUGCAAAUAAAGAUAACCUUCCAAAACAUGCCCUAAAAAAGAGUGGAUCAGCCUUGUUCGACAGCCAGGAAUCAGUCCUCACGCCAGUUUUCCUGCCAGAAGGACCUAAGAAGAUCAUAGAUCUCAUCCUGCUGGAGGAACCGAAGGCUAUGGCGUUUAUGUACUCUGAUUUGUAUGCAGACUCGGUAGGAAGCAGGCAGAAGCAAGAUGAUACAGAGAGCAUGACAUCAGAAAAGUCCUUUCACAGUCAGGAGUCAGACAAUGAAGACCGAGGCUACCUGGAAAAGUUUGUGCUUAAAGAUGAAACCCCAGUGACCACGGUGGAUGCAUUACCAGAUGACCAUCAAGGGGACAGGGUGAGUAUGUGGUCACAGGAUGCAUUCGGCUUAACAAUACGUCAAAAGGAUGCCACAGGAGCUCCAGAAGACGUGAAUGAAAUUACAGAUUUCUUUAGGGACAGUGCAAGUUCACCAUGUGACCAUGUGGGAUUUUACAAAGUUGAACCAGAAAAAACUAAACCGACGUCAAAAAAUCGGCACGUAGUUUUUCAGGAUGAAGCCAUGAAGGAUGUCAGAAGGACAGCGGAGGUUGGGAAUAUUCCACAGCAGUUGGAGUCAGAUUCUUCAGUAGGCACAAGCUUUGAAACUACAGACUACAAAUCAGUGAUUGAUGAAUUUGCUGCAAAAAUGGUCGCACCAAGGCCAAGUAAACCAGACAAAACUGUCAGAGGUCAAUCGCCCAACUUAAAUCAUGUCCCAAUUAUAGUUCCUCAAAAUGUCAAACCUAUCACACCCCAACACAAGCCUUUCUUGGAUCUCACUCCUUUACUUCCAGUAGAAACCCUAGAGGAAGAAGAAGGAGAUCGAAAGACGGACACAAAAGAGGUAGGAGAUAACAAAUCCCCAAACCAUGUUUGUGCGUCCAUAGCGAAAGAAGAAGAAGCCACUGUGGAAACCCUGGACAGUGAGAAACUUGCAAAACAGGAGGCGAGUGAGGAAGUCAUGCCUGCUCAGCAGUGCUCCACCACAACACAGGUUACAAGCAAUCCGGUCUUAAAUCCCAUCCAUGAUACAGUUCAGGCAGAUCACGAGACACGAGAAGAUAUUCAUGCUUCAAUGUCAUAACAAAGUGUUUAAACUUCACAACUGUGGUACAAACACUGACAAUAUCCAGAACUCACCAACAGACUUUAUUCUACUACAGACUGAACUGAAAUUAAAUUCUUUAUGCUUUUUACUUGCUUUUUUUUUUUAGAAAUAACUUUAUUUAUAAGCAUUUAAUUAAAUUCUAAGUAACCCAAAAUUCCCGUGGCCACCCAUGGAGGAUGGGUCCCGUUGAAUCUGGUUCCUCUCAAGGUUUCUUCCUUUUUCCUUGCUGCUGUUGACCUAGGCUUGCUCAUCAGGGGUUUUUCAGUCCUGGAAUCUAUGAAGACAACGUCCAUAGUAAAGAAGUGCUAUUCAAAUAAAUUUACUUUACCUGAUCUGACCUGAACAGCACCAGAGCUCAUAGUCUGUAUAUGAUCUGUCCAACUGUAUUUAUUAAGAGGAGGACACCUAUGUGAUGAAUCUGUAUUUUGCUUGUAAAUACUUAAGAUUUAUUUUAAUUACUGUGGACUGAGCAAGUCUUUUAUACAAGAGCUGCAAAAUAAAUAAACAUGAAGUCUGCCAUGAAA